AUGGCCCCAGCCACCAGCUGCCCCCCGACCUUCCAGUCUCUAAGAAACAUGGCAUCUUCAUGUGAUGCUGAAGUAAGCAAGAUGCAAAAGGAGGACAAGAAAACAUGCCUCCAUCUCCUGGAGGUAGCCGAGUGCCUGGCCAGCAGACAGUGUUCCCUGACUGGAUCCUACAAGUGUUCUGCUACAGACUUCAUGAUGACGUUCAGAAAUAACUCUGAAGCCACUAGAGACUGGCUCGGCCUGCAAAAUGCAACCCAAGCCUGUGAUGGUAUGUCAGCCCCCCACAGUAUGUGUGAAGAUGUAAGUGCCGCCUUCUGCUUCCUGGAGAAAUGUGCCUCUGGAUCUCUGGAGGAAUUCUUCAAGCUGGACGAGCCCGCUAAGUGCAAUUACCUGUUCAGUAUGAGACCAUGCCUUCAGACCAUGAUGAUGAACGCCGGACAGAGCUGCAAAAUGGAGGAAGUUGUAUUUAUCAUGACCCAGGUGUCGAUAAAAAGCUUGGGCUUCGAUCCAAAACAAUGCCCAAUAGGGGGAAACACAACUGCACCAACAACUCCCAGUACUGUUGAUUACUGCUCUGAUGUUAGAAACUUCAGGAACUUUGAACAGAACUGUAGUGAUGAGAUCACAGCGAUUCAGAAAUCACCAGACUGCAAUGAACUGUUGAAAGUGACGAAAUGUCUGUCCAUUGCGAUGUGUAAUAAUGGAACCCAUCUCUGCGGCAAUGAUGAAAUCAUGGUGGCUCUCCGCAAUGACGAAGACUUCACUAAGAACUGGCUUGGACUUGAAAAUUCAAAAGAGAAAUGUGAUGGCAUGGUUCUCAGUGGUGUCUGUGAAGAUGCUGACAUUCUCACCUGCCAACUGAUGUCCUGCUCACCUGGAACACCUGAACAGUUUGCCGCUUUACCAUCAGAUCAAAAGUGCAGCUCAUGGGGUUCCAUCACCAGCUGCACACUGUCGGCACUGUCUGCUAAAGGGAAGAAAUGCAAUGAAGACGGAGUCAGAAAAGUGACUGGUGACAUUGCUCUGAAGGGCGUCGGACUGGACGUGACAAAAUGUCCCAAAUAAAGAGAAUCCCACCUCAAGAGGAAUUUUAAAGAAGAAAGAAAAACAGUUGAAAGUGAUAUUUACAUAAUUGUAUAGACUAGCAUUAUCAUUGUAUAUACAGAAAGUACAUGUCGGCAGGUACACUUGAGGUACCUGUGUUAAAACAGCAUUCCAAUCCAGUUGUCCAUUACCCAGCAGCCUCUUGAUGACUGAAUCUCAUGAUGUAUUUCUGAGUCUCAGUUGCUGUCAUGACAAUGAUAAUAUUAACAAACAGUUGCUUUACAAUAAUGAUACAAUGAUUCUUAGUGUUACCAUGGCAAUACAGCGAUUUAUGUGUUACCAUGGCAAUGCUGUGAUUAUGUGUUACCAUGGCAAUACAGUGAAUUAUGCAUUACCAUGGUGAUACAGUGAUUGUGUUACCAUGGCAAUACAGUGAUUUAUGUGUUACCAUGGCGAUACAAUGGUAAGUUACAAUGAUGAUGCAGUGAUUUAUGUGUUACCAUGGCAAUAGAGUGAUUUAUGCGUUAAUAUUGUGAUAAUGAUUUCAUAUGAGGUGGGUUUGUUGUUUUGUACAUGUGGUCAGAGGAUUGGACACAGGUGUAAUUGUAAAAGAUGGCCUUGUGCUUGUUUGUCCUUGUGUCCUGUUCAAGUUUACAUUUUCUGAAUAUUUUAUAGAUGUUUCAUGUUUUCAGGUCAUGAAUGAGGAAGCACUUUCCUCAAUUUUUACCCAUUUGAAAUCCAUUAAUUUCACCUGUGUAUAGUUUGUAUCAUGUUAGUGCUGUUGAAAUGAGAACAUUGACAAUCCUGAAGUUUUACACCAACUACACAGAUGCAAAAUUGUGUCUUUUACCUCGGUAGGUUGUGCCUGUUUCAUCAAUGUGAUGGUUUCGAUCUGAAUUAUUUUCAUUUCAGUAAGGUCAAAGCUGACAAACUUUCAAUAGUUGGUCUAGUAUUAUUUUUGGUUGGGUUUGUGUUUUACCCUUGUUGCUGGUCAACUGAUGGGUCAAUACAGGCAGCUUUCUGCAGUUCAGAGAUAUACAGCAAUUUAUCCAGAAAGUUGUAAAGUGUCUUAAAGUACUUUUAUACAUUCAAGUUUCUAAUGUUGUUGCAUAACAUGAUAAAUUUAUUGUACAUAUAUUGAUGCAGAUUUUAGUUCCUAUUUGGAUGACGUAAUACCCGGAUAUCAAAAGAAAAAUAUAUGUGAUCAGUGAAUCUAUUCUUUGAGGAAGUAUUGUACAAUUCAGAUCAAAGUUUUAUGAAUAUAUUUUUAUACAAUAAACAAUAGUUUUACGCACAA
Messenger RNA from Haliotis rubra (blacklip abalone), 2341 nucleotides. RefSeq lists its product as uncharacterized. NCBI's taxonomy places the organism in Eukaryota, Metazoa, Mollusca, Gastropoda, Lepetellida, Haliotidae. The transcript has 9 exons. Bases 1 to 1065 code for a protein of 354 amino acids. The record is from RefSeq and is a predicted model, not a curated record.